Molecule: messenger RNA, 1561 nt
Organism: Aspergillus campestris IBT 28561
Lineage: Eukaryota; Fungi; Ascomycota; Eurotiomycetes; Eurotiales; Aspergillaceae
Product: putative RING finger domain protein
Exons: 3
Coding region: 257-1411 (384 amino acids)
Cellular component (GO): nucleus
Molecular function (GO): ubiquitin protein ligase activity
Source: RefSeq, a predicted model, not a curated record
GCUCACCAGCAUCAUCUUCCCUCACAUUCCUGCCUUCUUCUCAUAAGGUCGAUCAAUAGCUCACUUCUAGUUGUCCAAAAUCAAACAUACUACCAAUACCCCGCCAUCCAGUCCAUUGAUAACGUUUACCCCCCAAUCUGCACCUCCGCAGCACCUCCGGCCCCGAUGCGAGCGUAACCCACCUCAGCUUCACCCAACACCUCCUCCCACUAUCGCAACCCACCAGAACCGCCAGGAAGAAUAAAAACAUACCAAAAUGGCCCACUCCAAACGCAACACCUCCCUCCCCCACUUCACCUCCUACGAACGAGGCCUCCUCCGCUCAACAUGGGGCACCCAGCGCGGCGUCAUCGGCCGCGACUCGUUCCUCCCCUUCGGCUCGUGUCGCCUCUGCCUGCGCCCCGCGCGCGCCCCCGUCGUCGCCUGCGCCACCAACGGCGACCUCUUCUGCCGCGAAUGCGCCAUCAGUGACCUUCUCGCUCAGCGUCAGGAGAUUAAGCGGUUGGAGAAGGAGCGCGCGGACGCGAAGCAGCGGCUUGCGGAGGAUGAGGAGCAUACGCUGGAGGAGGCGAGGAAGCGUGAGUUGCGCGAGUUUGAGCUCGUAAGUAUGGGGUUGGGUGGGGCGCGGCAGAAUGAGAAUCAUAAGAAGAGGAAGGCGGGGGAUGAUGGGGCGGCUGAGGAGGCGGCGUUGGCGGCGUUUAAGAAGAGGGAGGUUGUUGUUGGGGGGAAGAGGAAGAAGGUGUUUGAAUUGGAUGAGGGGGAGAUGAGAAGGGUUGCGCGCGAGGAGCAGGAGCGGUUGACGAGGGAGUUGAAGAAGGAGAAGCUGGACGAGAGCAAAUCGGCCCUGCCCUCCUUCUGGGUUCCCUCGCUCACGCCCUCCACUGACCCCAACGAGAUCGCAGCCAACAAGGCCGUCAAGCUGAACCCUAUCUGUCCUGCGUCGACCGACGACAACAAGCACAGCUACUCGCUCAAGUCCCUCGUCGAGGUGCAUUUCACCGAGGAGAAGGCCUCGGACGGGUCCCCGUCGCGGGUCUGUCCGAGCUGUAAGAAGACGCUGACCAACGGGCUCAAGGCUUUCUUAACCAAACCCUGCGGCCACGUCAUGUGCUCGCCCUGCGUCUCGAAAUUCAUGACACCACACGACGCACCCGACCCCCACGCGACUAAGGAGGAGCAGGCGCAGACGGCGGCGCUGCAUGGUCGGAUUCUUUGCUACGUUUGCGAGACGGAUAUCACCCCGCGGGACUCAAAUGGAGAGGCGGCCGACGGCAGCAAAAAGAAGAAGAAGAAGAGCAAGGACAAGGAGGGGAUCCAGCCUGGGCUGGUGGAGAUCAGCUGCGAGGGGACGGGCUAUGCAGGUGGUGGGGGUAAUGUCGCGGUCAAGAAGGGCGUGGCGUUUCAAUGUUGAUAUAUAUGUAUUGGUUGCUUGGGAGUUAGGCUGUGUUAUAAAUCUGGCUGGUUGGGUCCGGAGUCUGUGGAUGUUUUUACUUCGUGUGUACAGUUUAGGCUGGAGGUUAUUUAGAUCUAUGUCUGUAAUGCUGAAAAUGCUAGUAUGCCC